CACACACAAAUGAAAGAAAGAGUCAUUCUUAAUCUUAUGCUUUUAUUACCUCUCUUAAUAUUACUUCAACUCUUGAACCCACCUCAUUAAUUUUCUUACAACCCCAUUAAUUUUAUUUAAUCAAAAUUUAAUUUUUGUUCAUUCUAUUGUGAAACGGAAAUGAAGGGGUCUCUCCCCUUUUUGUGGGUCGGAUCUUGUACUUAUACAACUGUCACAUCUUCACCUUCAUCAUGAUCAUGAAAUAAUGCACAUUUCAUGUUUGUGAUAUUGUUUCUUACUGGUUUUGGUUUUGUUUUUGUUUACAUAUAUAUAUAUUUAGAUCAGAUUCAUAUAUAUAUAAUUCAGUGUUGUGGUGGGUGAAUCAAUGGAGGAGAAGCAGAGGAAGUUUGUUUGUAAGUAUUGUUUCAAGAGAUAUCCUUGUGGAAAGUCUCUUGGUGGUCAUAUAAGAACACAUAUGAGUGAGCAAAGAACUCACAAUGCUGCUGCUGCCGCUGUUGCUGCUGCUGCUGUUGCUGAUGCUCGUGUUUUCAAGGUAGAUCAUGCUGUUAGGAACAAGAGAGAUUCGUCGUGUUCCGAAGGUGUUGGUGCUGAUGGAAACAAUAGUUAUGGUCUUAGAGAGAAUCCGAGGAAAACAAUGAGGUUUGUGCAUUCGAAUCAUCAUCGUGAUCGUGAUCGUCGUCAUGAUGCUGCUGCUGCUGCUGCGGAUAUGGAGCAUGAAAUGAUCAAAUUCUGUAAAGAAUGUGGGAAGGGAUUUCCUUCGUCGAAAGCUCUUUGUGGUCAUAUGGCUUCUCAUUCUGAGAAAGAGAAAAAGAUCAAUAGAUUUGAUCAAGUUAUGGAGGAUAGUCAAUCUGAUGAUGAUACUGAUGAUGCUUGUGCUGUUGCUGAAACAAUGAAUCUGAGGAAAUCAAAAAGAAGAAUUAGGUUCAAGUCUCUUACUCUUUCGAAUCAGAAUCAAAAUCUAAUUCAAAAUCAACCUUCUUCUUGUUCUGUUGAUGGUUCUUCAUCUAUGUCAGAGAUGGAACAAGAACAACAACAAGAGGUUGCUAUGUGUUUGAUGCUUUUGUCUAGAGAUUUUUUUAGUCAUAAGGGUCGUUUUGUUUCUGAAUCUUCUGAUAAUAAUAGCGCGGUUGUUUUAGAGACGAAAUCGUACAUUUCUGAUAAAAAGAUUGUUAUUAGAAAUUGUAACAAAUUUGUCUCUAGUAAUGAUGAUCAUCAUGAAGCUGCCGAGAAGAAGCUGAAGCUGAAGUCUGUUGGGAUUGGUGUUUCGAAUAAAUCGGAUUCGAGAGAUUUCAGAUAUGCUUCCAAGAUCAAAAUUGUAGAUUCAAAAGCUUCAAACUUUGAAUUCAAGAGGCCGAAAGUGGAAGAAGAUAAAUCUGGAUUCGCGGAUUGCAAAAGCAAAUACAAUGUAGCAACAACUGGGUUUAAGAAACCAGGGAUGAUGAAUAAGGAUUUGGAUCAUGAUUCGAGAAAGAAACCGAACUAUGAAGGAUUUGGUUUCAACAACGGCAACAAGAAUGAAGAAAUCAAUGAAGAUGUUAGAAACAGUUUGAAAUACGAGUUUUAUGGUAGCGAAAAGGACGAUGAUUCUUCGUAUGUUUCAACAACAGAUGAAGAGAGUGAUGAAGAAAUCAGUUCCGAAAGUGAUUCAUUCCUUGCUGCAAAAUCUCAUAACAGCAAAAAGAAAUCAAGUAACAAAGCUAAGAAGAAGUUGAAGUCAAAGAAAAGCAAGGAAUAUGAGUGUCCAAUUUGCUACAAAAUUUUCAGGUCAGGACAAGCAUUAGGAGGACAUAAAAGAUCACAUUUUGUUGGAGGAUCUGAAGAGAACACUACUUUUGUCAUCAAACAAAAUGCUGCUGCUCCUUGUUUGAUUGAUCUCAAUCUACCUGCUCCUGUUGAUGAAUAAACAAAAUGACCAAAUGGGUUAUCUUUGAUUUUACUUUUACAUCAUUUUUUUUUCAAGCUUCUUCUAUUAAGGUACCUUAAUGAAUAUCUUGAAUUUUAAGAAUGUUUUUUUUUGUCAUUAUUCCAUAUGAUGAUAGCAAACUGUUCAGGAUUUGAAUCCUGAUGUUGACGUUCAACCUAACAAUAUCGAUUUUUUCUCAGUUGAGUUAGGAUUUAGGACUUGUUGUUUCAUGUUAAUGAUGGAACAUGACAAUUUCAUAGUCUUGAAAAAUUUGUUUCACCAUUGAUUGAUUGAAUCAAUAUUCUAAAUAAUUGUGAGUUGAGGUAGUUGUAAGGUUGCCUAGGAUUAAGGUAGGAGAAGCAUAUAAUUGCAGCAUGUGUACGUGUUAUACACGUAGUUCUAAUAGUAGAAGAAUUUGUAUACUUUUUCUCUUCAUGCCAAUUACUAUAUGUGGUGUGGUGUUGCUUAUUCAAUUCAUUUACGUUGGAGUGUAUGAGAGGACCACAAAGGUAUCAUACUGCCUUCUGAUCUAUCAUGUGGGCUCAACAAACAAAUUUGGGGCACUCGAGAAUCAAAUUAACUCGCAUAUGAACAAAAUUGUAUGGUAUGUAUGUGUGGAAUUAUUACAAUGAGAUAAUGCCGGUUCAUUGGACCGCCUAAUCUAGUCCGGGGUCGAACCGUAUUCUUCUUUACCAAGUUCAGUGUCAAUCAUUACUGGACCAAUUAACAAUUAGUGAUUGUGUGCAAUUUUGUCUGGUUCUAUAAAUCUGAAUUUGUGGGUGAAUUGAAACACGAGUAAAUGGUAAUUAAGUGCAAUAAGUUGGUGAAGAAUUAAGUGGAUUAGUGGGAUCAUGCUUAGUGAUGAGGGAACAAUUGUUGUCUCUAUUACACAUAAAGUAAAUUGCUAAGCAUCAACUUUUCUGCCUCAGUGUGACAAAAAAUAUGAACAGUAUUUAUCUAGAUUGCUCUGGCCGGCAGAAUCACAAAUUGUUUUGAUCAAGUGGCAGGAAAACAUAAAAUACUAGGAACUGUAGUUUGUUUGGGAUGAAAGAGUUUAUUCAAGUUGUUCAGGAAGCUAAAAUUUAAUAGGUGAGGAAGUGAAAUUUCAUAACUUUGAAAGUGUGCUCUAGUAAUUAAAUGUUUCUGUACAACUAUCAACUGAACUAAGUGGCUGGAACCCGCACCUAUGUAACUUGAUGUUUCUUCACAACUAUCAACUAAGGUAACAUAACAGGGCUAUUUAUUCUCUUUCUUAAAGUAUGUUAUCUAUCAUGUUGUUUUUUCUUGUUUGAUCAUGCAAAUUGAAUUAGAUAAAAUAAAGUCGAGCUAAGGUCGUCUUUUAGGGUGGGGUAGGUGAACUACUGCACAAAUCUAAAAUUUAUCAUAGUUAAACUAUCCUAAAUUAUUUGUCACAAUUAAAUCGGGGUUAAAUAUGACCUUUAUUUAUUUUAUCAUAUUUAAAUUACUGUUAAUCUACAUAGAAAUUCCAAAAACUUGAGAUCGGUUAAUGCAAGACAAUUUUGUGAGCUCGUCUAAUGUUGAAAUAUUCAGCUAAACUUUUGUAAUUUUGUCACCUUUUUAAGAAAUAAUUAAAAAAUUUCCUAAAUUCAUAACAAGGUAUGUAGUACUAGUAUUAAGUUAUUAUUGACUUUAUAAUUGAAAUGUUGAAAGGAAUAGUAGUCACUAUUUGUCUGCAAUAGAAUUUCUGUUAAACUGUGUACAGGCCAUGAUGU
Vicia villosa (hairy vetch) is the source of this 3636-nucleotide messenger RNA. RefSeq lists its product as uncharacterized. The coding region runs from base 365 to 1903 and encodes 512 amino acids. Lineage: Eukaryota; Viridiplantae; Streptophyta; Magnoliopsida; Fabales; Fabaceae. The transcript has a single exon. The record is from RefSeq and is a predicted model, not a curated record.